Belonocnema kinseyi is the source of this 742-nucleotide messenger RNA. RefSeq lists its product as uncharacterized. The record is from RefSeq and is a predicted model, not a curated record. Lineage: Eukaryota; Metazoa; Arthropoda; Insecta; Hymenoptera; Cynipidae. The transcript has 2 exons. Bases 28 to 687 code for a protein of 219 amino acids.
UUAUUCUCAAUCCUUCAUUCAGUCAAAAUGGGGAUCACAACUGUUACUUCGUUCUUGGCCUUGGCGAUUUUUGCUCAUUCUUAUGAAUUUGCGGUGCCGAUGCCAAGGCCUGCAAGACCCACAAAUAUGGCAGUCGCGCCGCCCGGCUCCGGUCUCCGUACUGACACCUUGUAUCAUACUACACGAUCAGUACCUCGAAACAUUUUUUACAAAAUAAAUGGUCACUUCAAGCCAAUAGGCGUUGAUAUAGGUGUAGCAGCUUUUGAUGAUAUCAUCUUUGGAGUAGUCGCUGAUGGUAAAAUCUGUCCAAUAUACAUGUUUAAGAAUAGUUACCAAGGGGUAAUAUUAGAAGAAACUGAAAAGGGUGGCUUCAAUUACUAUCCAAUUACCGAAGAACAACAACGAGCAUUGAAUGUGUACAAACCUAUCAAAUUUGAAGAUAUGAGUCAUUCUGCACAAUUUGCACAUAUACUUAAGGAAGCCGAAGACUUCGAAAACGAAAAGCAACACUCUCUAAAGAAAGCCGAAACAGUGAGAAACCAUCACAAACAGCUGAUGGAGGAAGCCGAAAAAUUGAGAAAACGUCACGAACAGUUGUUUCGGGAAGCCGAGCAACUAAGAAAAGAAAACGAACGCUUGUUUGAGGAAGCCGAAAACUUGAGGAAUAAACGCAGGCGAACAGAGUAAUGGAUUCAAAAUAUUUACAUUGGAUUUGAUGUAAUUGCUUUUGAUUUUAUUAUUA